This is a messenger RNA of Physeter macrocephalus (sperm whale), 556 nucleotides long. RefSeq names its product protein TBATA-like. The transcript has 3 exons. The annotation marks the transcript as partial. Lineage: Eukaryota; Metazoa; Chordata; Mammalia; Artiodactyla; Physeteridae. The record is from RefSeq and is a predicted model, not a curated record.
AAAACUGCCCCUGAGGGCAAGGGGGGAGGGUGACAGCCUAUAGGUGGCUUCUCUUGGGCUGCCAACAGUUUGGCUUGGGGAGAGGCCUAUGCUAGGGUCAGCCCCCUGGCCCUGGAGGUGUAUAUAAUGUACAUUUGCUCCAGUCCAGGUAUUUGGAUGAGUAGUCCAAGGGCUGAGCCAAAACCCGAGAAGAAGUCAGGGUGCAGGCCAGGGAGCCACGCGGACGGCAGGCCACAGAAAGAACUGAUGAUCCCAGGGAUCGUGGAUUUCAAGCUGAUCCGAGAGGCACUGAGGACCUCCAAGCCCCAAACUCCCGGUGCCCACGGCUUCGGCCACCUCAGCCAUCACUCCUUCUUCUCCCGGCACCACCCCCAUCCCCAGCACGUGACCCACAUCCAAGAUCUCACCGGGAAGCCUGUCUGCGUUGUCAGGGACGAGUUCUCUCUGGCCGCCUCACUUCAAGCCACACUCUUACCCGGCUCUCUGAUCAGGAUGCCCACCACCUCGGUCCCCAUUGGAGACCCGCAGUCCAAUCGGGAUCCCUGGCUUUCUUCUG